AUGGCGGACUGUGAGUUUAACGUCGACAAUCUGAUCAAGCGACUGCUGGAAGUUCGAGGAUGCCGGCCGGGAAAGAUAGUGCAGAUGACAGAGUCGGAAGUCCGCGGACUCUGUUUAAAAUCCAGAGAGAUAUUUCUUAGCCAACCCAUCCUACUGGAAUUAGAGGCACCUCUGAAAAUAUGUGGUGACAUUCAUGGCCAAUAUUCCGACUUGUUGCGAUUGUUUGAAUACGGUGGUUAUCCUCCAGAUGCCAAUUAUCUAUUUUUGGGGGAUUAUGUAGACAGAGGCAAACAGCUUUUCCUCUCUUCACCUUUUCCUCUCUUCACCUUUUCCUCUCUUCACCUUUUCCUCUCUUCACCUUUUCCUCUCUUCACCUUUUCCUCUCUUCACCUUUUCCUCCUUCACCUUUUCCUCUCUUUUUUUCCUCUCUUCACCUUUUCUCUUCACCUUUUCUCCUUCACCUUUUCUUCACCUUUUCCUCUCUUCACCUUUUCCUCUCUUCACCUUUUCCUCUCUUCACCUUUUCCUCUCUUCACCUUUUCCUCUCUUCACCCUUUCACCUUUUCCUCUCUUCUCUCUUCACCUUUUUCCUCUCUUCACCUUUUCCUCUCUUCACCUUUUCCUCUCUUCACCUUUUUUCACCUUUUUCCUUCUUCACCUUUUUCCUCUCUUCACCUUUUCCUCUCUUCACCUUUUCCUCUCUUCUUCACCUUUUCCUCUCUUCACCUUUUCCUCUCUUCACCUUUUCCUCUCUUCACCUUUUUCCUCUCUUCACCUUUUCCUCUCUUCACCUUUCCUCUCUUCACCUUUUCCUCUCUUCACCUCUCUUCACCUUUUUCCUCUCUUCACCUUUCCUCUCUUCACCUUUUCUCUCUUCACCUUUUCCUCUCUUCACCUUUUCCUCUCUUCACCUUUUCCCUCUUCACCUUUUCCUCUUUCACCUUUUCCUCUCUUCACCUUUUCCUCUCUUCACCUUUUCCUCUCUUCACCUUUUCCUCUCUUCACCUUUUCCUCUCUUCACCUUUUCCUCUCUUCACCUUUUCCUCUCUUCACCUUUUCCUCUCUUCACCUUUUCCUCUCUUCACCUCUUUUCCUUUCCUCUCUUCACCUUUUCCUCUCACCUUUUCCUCUCUUCACCUUUUCCUUCUUCACCUUUUUCUCUUCACCUUUUCCUCUCUUCACCUUUUCCUCUCUUCACCUUUUUCCUCUCUCUUCACCUUUUCUCUCUUCACCUUUUUUUCACCUUUUCCUCUUCACCUUUUCCUCUCUUCACCUUUCCCUCUCUUCACCUUUUCCUCUUUCCCUUUUCCUCUCUUCUUUUCCUUCUUCACCUUUUCCUCUCUUCACCUUUUCUCUCUUCACCUUUUCCUCUCUUCACCUUUUCCUCUCUUCACCUUUUCCUCUCUUCACUUUUUCCUCUCUUCACCUUUUCCUCUCUUCACCUUUUCCUUUUCUCUUCACCUUUUCCUCUCUUCACCUUUUCCUUCUUCACCUUUUCCUCUCUUCACCUUUUUCCUCUCUUCACCUUUUCCUCUCUUCACCUUUUCCUCUCUUCACCUUUUCCUCUCUUCACCUUUUCCUUUUCACCCCUCUUUCACCUUUUCCUCUCUUCACCUUUUCCUCUCUUCACCUUUUCCUCUCUUCACCUUUUCCUCUCUUCACCUUUUCCUCUCUUCACCUUUAUACUUUAUUUUUUUUUUCCAUUUCAUUCUUUUUUCUUCUUGCUUGUUCUUUUUCUUCUUCUCCUCUUUCUUUUUCUUCUUCUCCUCUUUCUUUUUCUUCUUCUCCUCUUUCUUUUUCUUCUUCUCCUCUUUCUUUUUCUUCUUCUCCUCUUUCUUUUUCUUCUUCUCCUCUUUCUUUUUCUUCUUCUCCUCUUUCUUUUUCUUCUUCUUCAGUAAACGAAGGUUUAAUGUUCGCCUAUGGAAGACAUUCACAGACUGCUUCAACUGUCUUCCUAUUGCUGCUAUUAUAGAUGAAAAGAUAUUUUGUUGUCAUGGGGGCCUUUCUCCUGAUUUACAGUCCAUGGAACAAAUCCGUAGAAUUAUGCGACCAACAGAUGUUCCUGAUACAGGUCUUUUAUGUGACUUGCUUUGGUCAGAUCCUGACAAAGAAGUUCAAGGCUGGGGUGAAAAUGACCGUGGUGUUUCUUUUACUUUUGGUGCUGAUAUUGUCAGUAAAUUUCUAAACAGACAUGAUUUAGACUUGAUCUGUCGAGCACACCAGGUUGUUGAGGAUGGGUAUGAGUUUUUUGCCAAAAGACAAUUAGUCACUCUAUUUUCAGCUCCUAACUACUGUGGGGAAUUUGAUAAUGCUGGAGGAAUGAUGUCUGUAGAUGAAUAUCUUCUUUGUUCAUUUCAGAUUCUAAAGCCAUCUGAAAAGAAAGCCAAACAUCCCACCUGUUGGCACCAGGUUUUCAUCUCCCAUUCACUUUACGAAAUCGUCAACAUCUGA
Acanthosepion pharaonis is the source of this 2451-nucleotide messenger RNA. The record is from the annotation of a GenBank genome assembly. NCBI's taxonomy places the organism in Eukaryota, Metazoa, Mollusca, Cephalopoda, Sepiida, Sepiidae.